Aphis gossypii (cotton aphid) is the source of this 3232-nucleotide messenger RNA. RefSeq lists its product as uncharacterized. The transcript is spliced from 8 exons. NCBI's taxonomy places the organism in Eukaryota, Metazoa, Arthropoda, Insecta, Hemiptera, Aphididae. The record is from RefSeq and is a predicted model, not a curated record. The coding region runs from base 393 to 2741 and encodes 782 amino acids.
UAUAAAUCUGUGGUCCUAUUCUAUUCUGCCCUAGUGAUACCAGUCACCAGAGUAAUAUUAUUAUUUAUUACUCUAUGCCACGGAUUCAUGCUCUAUGCGUGAAGACAAAUAUCAACAUUUUCUUAUCAGUUUAUCAGGUAGCCGCGCUUCGUUACAAAAUACAAGUUAAAAUAAAUACUAUGUAGUUUUAAAAUACGUUAUAAAUUAAUAAUUAUAUGGAAUUCGUAUCUUACAAUGUAAUUAUAUAGUAUAAUAUGCUACACCACGAUUAAAGAUAUACCUUUAAUAGUGUGCUACACUAAUGGAGCCGUUAAAAUUAAAAUUAUAAACGUAUCUACAAGUUUAAUACCACUGUUAUUAGUAUUAUAAUUUUCUAACUUUUCUUCCACACUAUGAAUAUUGAUAAUUGGAAAAACAGUAUGUUAACUUCUCACAAGACCGAGUCUGAAAAUGCAGACAUUCAAAGUAAACUUAACUCGUGGUUUGAAGAAAAAGGGAUCAUUAAUAAGCUACGAGCACACAUAAGAGAACAGAUGAUCUCUGCUCUAGAAGAUAAUUCUAUGUGGAAUACUAACAAAAGAAAUGUUAACUCUCCAAAGAUUCAGGCAAUUAACCUCUUAGUUGCUGAUUUUCUGAUAAACCAAGAAAAUUUGUUCACAUUAUCUGUAUUCACUACGGAAGUACCAUUACUUGGGAAUUUACAUGAAUUCUCUUCUUAUGUAAAUCGUUUAGGCGAUAACACUCAAAAAAUUCCAAUCACCAAACCUAGUUUCAAAUUAAAUGAUGUUCAGGAUAUCCUAGAGGCAUUAGGCAUCCAACCAAAUUCAGAUAUCACCGAAUUGACGUGCCAAUACUAUUUUAAUGAAAAACAGGUCCAUUCAUUAUUGGCUUGCUUAUUCAAAUCUAUAACUAUUUUAAGAAAUAAUCUUAGUAAAUGUAACGAAGUUCAUAUCAAUCAAAAUUGUAAAGAAAUAAACAAAUUGAAUAACAUAGAGAAUAAUACUUAUGAACAUAAAUUAAACAAUUGGCUUGUAAGUAUCGAGGACAUUCUGUGCUCAUUCAAUUUGAACAAAGAACAGAAAAAUACUUUGAAAAUGUUAUUAAAAAAGUACCAUCAAAAUAGUGCUCAAGAAACUGCUGUUUAUAAAGAACACUUAAAAAAACUAGAAAGACAAAACAAGGAAAUGGUUGAGAAAGUUGCCGAUAUAGAACAAAUACUCGCUGCACAUUUUCAUUCUCAUGACAGUAAAUUAAUGUUUCAAAAAGAAGAAAUAGACUAUGCCACACAACAGCUUCGCUUAGAACAACAACAGCUUUAUCAAUUAAUUAAUGUAUUUGAAGAGAAAGAAAAGUCUAUGCAAGAAAAAUUAGAGAAGUCAGAAGAAGAAUAUAAGAAAAAUCUACAACAUAUUGAAAAUCAAAAAUAUGAAUUAAGAUUAAAAGAAAUGGACAUCUUAAGGCAUGAAAAAAUGUUAAAAGGAGAAUCACCAAAUUACAAAAAUGAAACCAAAAUCAGUGAACGCAAUCAAGUUCAACUGUUGCAAGAACAAAACAUUGAUUUGGCAAAACAAUUAGUGGAAAUAAAAUCUCAACUUGACAAGCUUGAGAGAUAUAAAAAUGCUGAACAGACAUAUUCAAAAAAAUAUGAUAAUCUUCAAAAAAUUAACUCUUCGUCAGAUCAAGAAAUGGUAAAAAACUUACAAAAAGAUAAUGAUGAGUUACGUGAAUUUAUUAAAGUUCAGCGACAAAGAAUUGAAGAAUUAUCAUACAGAGUAUCAAAUUUAGCUAAACAAAUUGAAAAAACUCAUAAAGUGCCAUUGACUAAAACAGAUUAUGAUAAUAGAAAUGUAAGAAAAAAACUAUGCUUUGUUGACAAUUCCAGUAGAAAACAUCAUUAUAUCACUCAAAACAUUUCUUCGACAACUACAGAUUAUUCAACAACUGUGUUAGAAUCAGAUAAUCUAACAGAAGAUGAUAUAAUACAAGAAGCCGAAUCCAAACUGAAAACUUUAGAAAUUAAUUCUGCAAAAGUAACACAAAAUUUGAAAAAUUUUCCAAUAAAUAGUUCACGUCGCAACAUAGAAUUUAAUGUAAUUAAAGACACUCAAAAAUCAUAUAAAGAAAAUCGUUUAAACUUUUCAGAUGACUCAGAUUUAGAUGCAUUGAAAUGCAGCAGUAAUAAAAUUAAUUUAAAAGAGCUUGCCAAUAAAAUUGGCUAUCAUCGAUCAGUCAAGCGAUCUAUGAAUCAUUCACAAUCUGAAAAUGAUACUAGCCCUGAAAUCUCACGAAAUACUAAAUUUCAGGGUCAUAAGAAUUCUACAAAUAUUUUGCCAAUCGAAAUACCCUCAUCCAAUAUUAAAGAAAAAGUGUGUAAAGAAUUAGCUAUAAAUAAACCAAGUUCAAGAACUGAGUCUCCAAUUAAUAAAUCUAAUUAUCGUACUGAAAUGUCUCUAGAUACAUCUAAUAUAUCUAUUCAAUCACCAAAAGAAAAUAAAUUGCAAAUUGAUUCCGAUGUAAAAAACACAUUUUUUCCAACCACUAACAAUGAUAAUUUUGAUUUACAAUUGUUUAAACCCAAAGAAGUAAUAGAUUCACAACAUAAACAAACAUCUAUACUGCAAAAUAGUUCAAAUGGAGUGGAUACUUUGUCAAACAGUAAAAAAUUACAAGAAAGUGAUCACACAAUUUCAUUUGGUAGUAGUAAUAAAACUGAUAAAUCUUCAGACUUUUGGGCAUCAUAGAAAUAUUUUUUUAUUUAUUUUUGACAAGCAUGUUAACAUACGACACAGAUAUCAAAUCUUCAUCUUCAACUCCCAUAUGAGACAUCAGGUCUUUGGCAAUUGAUUGUCCAUCCUCAACUGUUUGGCUAUCAUUCAAAACUACCUAAAUGAACAAUAAUUAAUCAAUAGAUUGAUUUCUGAAUAUCAUAUUCAAUAACUUACUUCUAAUUCUACAAAAUCCCCAAGACCAACAACACUAUCAAAAUGUACUCUUGUUUGGCCAACCAUUAUCAAUUUUCUUUCUUUUUCCACGAUUCCCCACGUACCCAAAGCAUUUGUAAGCACUUUUUCUAAAUCUUCGUUUACUUCACAUUUAUUAUAAGAACUUAACUUUGGUCCAGAGCUUUCUUCUCGGUUAUAAUAAAUUAGUUCUUGAAGUUUACCCUGUGAACAUGACAAAUGCACUAAGUUAUGUAAUAUUUUAUACAAAUACAAUAAUUAUUUUUAUUCAA